Messenger RNA from Sorex araneus (European shrew), 777 nucleotides. RefSeq names its product goosecoid homeobox (gene GSC). Gene Ontology annotation, biological process: regulation of transcription by RNA polymerase II. Gene Ontology annotation, molecular function: RNA polymerase II cis-regulatory region sequence-specific DNA binding; DNA-binding transcription factor activity, RNA polymerase II-specific. The transcript has 3 exons. NCBI's taxonomy places the organism in Eukaryota, Metazoa, Chordata, Mammalia, Eulipotyphla, Soricidae. The record is from RefSeq and is a predicted model, not a curated record. Bases 1 to 777 code for a protein of 258 amino acids. Gene Ontology annotation, cellular component: nucleus.
AUGCCCGCCAGCAUGUUCAGCAUCGACAACAUCCUGGCCGCCCGGCCGCGCUGCAAGGACUCGGGGCUGCCCGUGGCGCCCAGCGCCGCGGCCCCGGUCGUCUUCCCGGCCCUGCACGGGGACUCGCUCUACGGCGCCGGCGCCGGCGGCGCCUCGGACUACGGCGCCUUCUACCCGCGCCCGGUGGCCCCCGGCGGCGCAGGCCUCCCGGCCGCGGUCGGCGGCUCGCGCCUGGGCUACAACAACUACUUCUACGGGCAGCUGCACGUGCAGGCGGCGCCCGUGGGCCCGGCCUGCUGCGGGGCAGUGCCGCCGCUGGGCGCCCAGCAGUGCUCCUGCGUCCCGACGCCUCCAGGCUACGAAGGCCCCGGCUCGGUGCUGGUGUCCCCGGUGCCACACCAGAUGCUGCCCUACAUGAACGUGGGCACGCUGUCGCGUACCGAGCUGCAGCUCCUCAACCAGCUGCACUGCCGGCGGAAGCGGCGGCACCGCACCAUCUUCACGGACGAGCAGCUGGAAGCGCUCGAGAACCUCUUCCAGGAGACCAAGUACCCAGACGUGGGCACCCGCGAGCAGCUGGCCCGGAAGGUGCAUCUCCGCGAGGAGAAGGUGGAGGUCUGGUUUAAAAAUCGCCGCGCCAAGUGGAGGCGGCAGAAGCGAUCGUCCUCCGAGGAAUCGGAGAACGCUGAAAAGUGGAACAAGACGCCGUCGUCCAAGGCGUCGCCCGCCGAGAAGAGGGAAGAGGAAGGUAAAAGCGAUUUGGACUCGGACAGCUGA